AUGAAAAUAGGAAUUAACAAGGCAGUCCCUAGGUUUGGGCUUAAGAACUUCUCUCUCAAAAGAGUCUUUCCUCUUAUUGAGCAGAACCUUUGUCCGAAGAUAUAUUCGUUUUCUGUCGGCGUUGAUCACAACUCUUUCGGUGUGGUUGUGAGUUUGAUUAUGGAUCUGGAAAAAGCUCUUCAAAAGAUGUCAAUUUCAGAUGAUAAACCUCUGAUCCUCUCUAAUCAACCAAAGUUCUGUUCAAGCGAAAGAAAUAGCUGUAGUAUCUUGGGUAGAUUUCUGAAUCCUGAGAAUCAAAGGAUGUCUAAUUGGAUAUUAGACAUGCCAAGAAUUUGGAGGUUAUAUGACAGGGUGCGUGGUGUAGCUCUAUCAAAAGAUAAGUUUCAAUUUUUCUUUAAGUCUGAAGAAGAUUUAGAAGGAAUUUUGAAACAAGGAGUUUGGACUCAAGAUGAUUGGUGUGUAGUGAUGGAGAAAUGGAUCGAGAAACCUCCAGAUGAUUAUUUGAUGUUUCUACCGGUUUGGAUACGUCUUCGUAAUAUUCCUGUUAACUACUACACCAAAGACACGAUUCAAGAGAUUGCAGAGUGUGUGGGACAAGUCUUGCAAGUAGUGUUUGAAUUGGAAAAAUCGCAAGUUCAAGACUAUGUUAGGGUGCGUGUUUUGUUAGACGUUUCAAAUCCUUUGCGUAAUUCUAAAGAAGUACAGUUGCCAUCAGGGGAGAUUGUUUUAGUUUCUUUUGAUUAUGAAAGGAUUAGGAAAAGAUGUUUUGAAUGUCAAAGACUAACUCAUGAUAAGAAUAGAUGCUCUUUCAAGCAGUCAAUUCCGAAAAAGCUUUCCUCUUUGGUUUCCAUGGAUCAAGAUAAAGCGAAAGGGAUCGCUUGGAAAGACAUAGAGCAACCUAAGGUAAAGACAUCGAUGAAUAAAAAAGUAAUGGCUGAUGCGAUGAAAAGCUCUCCCAAGCAAAGUAAUCUUGUGUUAUCAAAAUCAGUUGAUGAAGAGGAAUCAGAGGAUUUGUCAGACUUGGAUCUUUUUGUCGGCUUUACAACUGGAAGUUUGGAGGCUAGUUCUUCGGGAACAAUUUCAACAGAGAAAAACAAGAGGAAGAUCCAAACUUCAUGGUCUAGAAAAGCUAAAAAGAUCAAAGAGCUACCUAUGAAAAAAAAGGUUAGUGAUAUACACUCUAAAGAGCAGUUUGAUAAAGUUUUUAAAAGGAAAAGGCUGUCAACAGAAAAAGCUUCUACAAAGGGUAUCAAGGGAGAUAACAAUACGGUGGUUCCAUGUGAACCGCCGUUGGAUCAGUAA
Capsella rubella is the source of this 1302-nucleotide messenger RNA. RefSeq lists its product as uncharacterized. The transcript has 3 exons. The record is from RefSeq and is a predicted model, not a curated record. The coding region runs from base 1 to 1302 and encodes 433 amino acids. Lineage: Eukaryota; Viridiplantae; Streptophyta; Magnoliopsida; Brassicales; Brassicaceae.